AUGAGGGUCUACUACCUUCUCUUUGCGUUGCUCUUCUUGUUCUUGCUGCCUGUUCCAGGAAAGAUGGGAAAUGGUGGAAUCAUAAGCAGGUUACAAAAGUAUUACUGCAAAAGAAGAAGUGGCCGGUGUGCUCUGAUCGGCUGCCUUCCAAAGGAGGAACAAAUAGGCCGCUGUUUCCAAGUUGCUGAAAAUGCUGCCGAAAGAAGAAAUGA
Rangifer tarandus platyrhynchus (Svalbard reindeer) is the source of this 212-nucleotide messenger RNA. NCBI's taxonomy places the organism in Eukaryota, Metazoa, Chordata, Mammalia, Artiodactyla, Cervidae. The record is from the annotation of a GenBank genome assembly.